Messenger RNA from Adineta ricciae, 2106 nucleotides. Lineage: Eukaryota; Metazoa; Rotifera; Eurotatoria; Adinetida; Adinetidae. The record is from the annotation of a GenBank genome assembly.
AUGAUUGAUAAUAUUAACAAAUUAUCAUCGAAUCUUGAUGGUACAAAACAACAGCCGACAGCAGCAUCACUUGUUAAUUUAACAGAUGAUGACGUAAUUAAAAUAUGGGACGCUGUUUCUGGUUUCAUCGAAUCAUUUAUGAAACAAUCGAAGGGCGUAACUAUUCCUGGAUUUGGUACAUUUACAUUUGUUCAUAAGCGUAUAGAUGUGGGAAACAAUAAAUAUCUUCUUAUUCAACGACCCAUUUUUGCAUUUUCGGAAAAAUUUGCUCAAACUCAUGCUUUGAAGUUUACUCACUAUCCAGUGAAUGGAUCGAUACCGAUUCAUCCGUUGAAUUACUUUUCGAUUCAAUUACAGUCGAAUUAUUCACGAGAUCAAAUUGAACAAUGUGUCAAACAUGUUUUACAAGUUUUCAAUCGUUCAGUAGCAGCACAACGUAAUGUCGAGUUUACAUUUUCACGAAUAGGCAAAUUACAAAUUCUUGAUGGAACUGGGGGCAAACAUUCGCUGGAUAAUGUGUGCAAUAGGCCACGAACGUCUGAUUCAGUGAUGUCUGCACGGGAAGCAGCAAGACCUCCAUCAGCUUCAAAUGUUGUUCUUCCAAGAUUAAACAGUCGUGUUGGUAAUCCAGCAUUACAAGCUAUUCACGAAGAGAAUCCGACUGAAAACGAACAACGAGAACCAACACUUUGUAUCACAGUACUUCCAUUAACGAACGUUGUAACAACGACAGGAGUCACUAAUUCACAAGAUGAAUCUACUUCUGCUGCGCCACUUCUUUCUUCAACUGAUUUGGGUCAACUAUCUUCGACAUCAAUCACCGGAAAAAGACCGGUAACACCGUUGGUUCCAUUAAAACGAACAGUUACGUUUUGUCAACCAGAGAAUGAUAAUGGGCAAAUGACAAACAACCCAUCAAACGGUGUCGUCAUGCGUGCAACCAACGAGAACACUGCUGCACUUGGAUUUAGUCGUCCAUUAACAGAUCGAAGCGCUCGUGAUCGUAUAUCAUCGUCAUUAAAUGUUCAUCCUGAACAGUACCAACAUAUCAAUUCAUCAGCAAUUGCUAAACCCUUAACACCAUGUGGCCAUCAUGGUGCAGGACAAGAACUUUGUUAUCUAUGUCAUCAGCGUGCGAAACGUAAUGUUCCUGUUUAUUUAAAUGAAGAACGGCGAAUUCGUGAAGCUGAAGAAGCGAAACUACUUGAACAGUAUCGAGAUCAACGGGAUCUUGAGGAACAACGCAAACAAGAUGCUGCGUCGAAAGCUGAUCGAGAAGACAAACAGCGAAUAGCUGCGUAUAAUUUGGGUAUUGCUGAAGCAUUACGAGCGAGAAAAAUGGAACGACCGAAAACGAGUGAUGCCUCACGUUCAUUUGUCUUUCGAAAACGUGUUCAAACUCCUCCAACUUACGUUCGUCAACAAGAUUUAGCUAAGCAAUUAGAUGCUCAAAUUAAAUGGAAACAGGACGAAGAGCGUGCCGAGAGACAAGAUAAACAUUUCACAGAACGUUUUGAACAAUUGCAACUAGCCGAAGCCUUAGCACAAGAACGUGAAGCAUUCCUACGAAAUAAACGACUUCAUCAAGAAGAGCUGAAAAGUGCACUGGAUAAUCAAGUUCGAAAUAAGCCAUCUGGAAUUCCUGCUGUUGAAGAAGCCGCACCAUUCUUUGGUGUACAUGAUAUGUCGACUGAGAAAGUACAAGAACGUCGUUUUCAAGCUAUGGAAAUCUUCCGACAGCAAAAAGAAGUUGUUGAACAACGUCAGCGUCAACAAUUACUCAAACAAAUGCGUGAACAAGAAUACGAAUCGAAAGCAUUAGAUGCUGCCAAAGAAGAUUUAAUAUCUGACCGUCGUGAACGAUUUCGGCGUGCAUAUACCAUACGAAAAGAUCUUGAAGCAGAUUGGUCAAAUGCGACCGAAGAGAAACGUCAGCGUGAUCAAGAGGAAAGAACACAUGUAUAUGCUCCUCAAGGUGUGCUUGUACAUGAACAAUGUGAUCAAUAUAAACGUUGCACUCAAUGUCAACGUCAUACAAAUAAUUAUGGUGGUUCAAACAUAUGGAGAGAUACACGUUAUGUGCCUGGAACACGUAUUAUGGUUUAA